Cercospora beticola is the source of this 2264-nucleotide messenger RNA. Its product is annotated as purine-cytosine permease family protein. Lineage: Eukaryota; Fungi; Ascomycota; Dothideomycetes; Mycosphaerellales; Mycosphaerellaceae. Gene Ontology annotation, molecular function: transmembrane transporter activity. The record is from RefSeq and is a predicted model, not a curated record. Gene Ontology annotation, cellular component: plasma membrane. Gene Ontology annotation, biological process: transmembrane transport.
AGCCCCGCGGCUACAGUACUUCCUAUGCACUGACCUAUCACGGCAUGGACUGCAAGUAACUUCAUUAGCAGCACGGUACAGUACCAGGACUUGACAGGCUUUACAAAAGCGGACAGCUUGGCUCAUCAAGCUUGCACAAGAUUCGAUGAUCUGGUCAGUGCUUCAACGACUUAUGCUAAGUUGCAUUCGAACACCUCUACUCUAUCAAAUGCAUUGCCGCACUAUAUGGCCGAGGAUGGCUACCUCUGCUUCUUUGAAUCAAAUGUGCUGGACGCCAACAAAGACGGGAACCUAGAACCAAUCAGAGACCCAGCGAUCUCGGCCCGCUAGGGCGCAGAUAGCGAUACUAAAAUGUUUUCGCCGCCAUGAGUAAAGCAUUGCCACCUCGGGUAUAAGUCCAAAUCAAUUGCAAGACUGUACCUCAUGACACUCCUCCUUGGAUAUCUAUUCUCUCUAUGAGAGCAAGCUGACCCAAUGGACCCGCCCAAAAAUGCCGACCAGAGCCAACACGACCUCGAAAAUGGCCCAAUGCCGAAUCAGAACAAUGAAAGCAAGAACUCGAAGAUGCUACAGCCGAUAGCCCUCUUCUGGCGCAGAUUCAUGACUUUGAGCGUCAUUGAAGAAACAGGUGUCGAGCCUGUACCAGCAUAUGAACGGAAUGAGACUAGGAUCAUCGGGAUCUUCACACUGUGGUUCACGCUUUCGACGAAUCUGUUGCCCAUCGUGACUGGAAUGGUCGGGACCUUGAGCUUCGGUCUAGGACUUCGAGAUGCCUCAUUGGUGAUCCUCUUCUUCAGCCUAUUGUGUACCACUCCAACGGCAUACCUUGCGACGCUAGGACCCGCGACUGGCAUGAGGCAGAUGAUUCAAGCACGAUACAGCUUUGGUUAUUAUGGCGUGUCACUUCCUGUACUACUGAAUCUGGCGACGCUCACUGGGUUCUGCGUCAUUGACAGCGUCGUUGGAGGUUUGACGCUUUCUUCAGUCAACAGUGGCCGAUUGCCGCCUACUGCUGGCAUUGUCAUCAUCGGUCUCAUUGGACUUGUUGUCUCAUUUUGUGGCUUCCAUGUUCUGCACUUUUUCGAACGAUACGCUUGGAUUCCGGCUGUCAUCGCAAUCGUUGUCGCUACGGGAUGUGGUGGACAACAUUUGCACAAGCAAGUCUCGCUCGAGAGUGCAGCUUCUGCUUCGCAGGUUCUGUCUUUCGGAGCACUGAUAGCUGGCUUCCUCAUACCGUGGGCUGCACUUGCUUCGGACUUUGCAACUUAUAUGCCUCCUGGAACUCCACGGCUUAAGAUUUUUGGAUACACCUACUCUGGCCUCUUUUUGCCCACAGUGCCGCUCAUGGUUCUCGGCGCUGCGAUUGGUGGUGCAGUUCCCAAUGUACCUUCCUGGCAAGCCGGAUAUGAGCGCACAUCUGUUGGAGGAGUACUGGCCGCCAUGCUCGAACCUGCAGGAGGUUUUGGCAAGUUCCUCGUGGUUAUCCUGUCUCUCACAUUAAUCGGAAACCUUGCCGCGACGAUGUACGCCAUCACGCUCAACUUUCAGCUGCUGAUUCCAUAUCUGGUUCAUGUGCCUCGAGCCCUCUUUGCCAUUCUCAUCACAGCAAUUGUGAUACCUGUCUCCAUCGAGGCUGCCAAAAGCUUCUUCGUCAAUCUGGAGAACUUUAUUGGCGUGAUCGGAUACUGGUCUGCUGCUUUUGUGGCAGUUGUGGUGGUCGAACAUGUCUGGUUCAGAAGGUCAGAUGCUUCCACGUAUUCCCAUGAUAUUUGGAGUUCUGCGAAGAGCCUACCUCUCGGCAUUGCAGCAAUUGCAGCCGGACUAUCCUCGAUCGCGCUUAUUGUUCCUUGCAUGUCUCAGGUGUGGUAUACAGGACCCAUCGGCGCCAGGACUGGGGACUUGGGCUUUGAGAUGGCUUUCGUCGUUACUGCUUUGGUGUAUGUCGUAUUGAGAAGUGCGGAGAAAAGGGUAGUAGGACGAUGACAGCGUCGAGUGCUGUACGGUACGAUUGUAUUAAAGACCAUAAUAGUUUUGCGAACAGCCAUUGCAGAGUCCCAGUCACAUGCAGCACAGAUAUCUGCAGCAUGACCAACAAGCCAUUCCUCUUGCAGUCCUACACUGCACACUCAUCGAUAGACGGCCGCGUUUCCAGCUCUUUCAAUAGCUUGAACUGGUCAGCAUGACCCCAUUACCACUUCAUUUAGCAUCGCAAGCAUCGUAUGUACUCACCUCAGCCGUAGUCUGAAACCUCAAACCCUCCGCAA